UCCUUUGUACAGCAGAAUAAAGAGACACUCGACGCCGUUUGUACCGUUGUGCGAUCUGCUCAGAUAAAUUAAGAGCUUGGUUCGGUUCGAAGAUAAUGGUCAGUAUCAAGCAUCUAAUCGAAGAGUGUGCUGAGUGCUUUUCCUUCAUGACAUCUCUCUCGAGCGGAACGAUUCGUCUGAGCAGAUCGUGCGCAUUCCUCGCCAAAUGACAGAACGAACGUAUUUUCGUUGGCGUGUUCGUUUCAAAAAGCGAAACGCGUGUGAUCACGCAACGUAUUGUAAAAUGGGGGACCAGAAGGCUCAGCACGGCACACAGGAGAUGAGAGGCUGGCUCUUUAAAUGGACUAAUUAUUUGAAAGGUUACCAGCGAAGAUGGUUCGUCCUGACAAAUGGCCUACUGUCGUAUUACAGGGCUGAACCAACAGGGGGGCCAAAGAUAUCAACACGACGCAAGCGGAAGGCUGGCAGAGCCUCCGAAAGUCCGGCCGAGAUGUCGCACACGUGCCGCGGCACAAUAUCUUUGCACGGGGCCUUAAUACACACCGUAGACGCUUGUACGUUCGUUGUGAGCAAUGGCGGCACGCAAACCUUCCAUAUCAAGGCGUCAACAGAGGUGGAACGUCAACAGUGGGUCACGGCCCUUGAGUUGGCGAAGGCCAAGGCCAUCCAGGCGAUGGAAUCCGAAGAAGAGGAGGAGGAAUUCCAGGACAACGAUAGUCAAAAGCCAGAAAACGUGUCUGUGAUAAAGGACCUGUCCCAACGAUUAGAGGAGUUACAAUCCUGUUACGAUUUGAUUAACAAGAGAGGCACGAUGCUUCAACGGUCCUUGAAUGACCUCGAAGCGAUUGAACCUCCGUCACCGGAAUUGUCAGCGAAAAUAAAGACAGUCAACGAACGAGCCGCGCUGUUUCGUAUUGCAGCCAAUGCUAUGGUUAAUAGUAGCAAUGAGUAUUUGCAACUAGCACAGCAGCAGGAGCCCAAAUGGAAGAAAAUGCUGCAGCACGAACGUGAUCAGAAGGUGCGGAUAGAGAAAAUGGUCGAACAACUGGCUAGGCAGCACUCCCACUUGGAAGAAGCUGCACAGCAUGCGAUACCGUCGGCGGUUCCAGCAGGGGGGCACAGAUCUUCGCACACAACGGUCACAACUUCUCCAUCCGAGGAUGAGGAGGACAAUGUAGAAUUCUAUGAUGCUCAAGAAUCAGACACGUUUACAUUAAGUAUUCCAGGAGUUGCAACAAGCAAUUCCAGAGAUCGAACUGACUCCCAAGGUAGCGAUGAUGGCUCUAGUUCAGAAGGAGAUCAAACACCAUUGCCUGUGUCAGAAAAUAAAGGUGCAAACUCCUUUCUUAUUGUGACCGACUCUACAAUAGUACAAACUCCCUCAUCCGCUGAUAAUACAGACAAUCUGGACAAUACAAAUUGGCAAACCAACAAUGGCAGCAGUGGCAGCUCCGGGGUAACCAGGGCUGGGUCCCAAAAGCAACGGAGGUCUAAUGUACCUGAAAAGCCAAAUUACCAAUUAAACCUAUGGAGUAUCAUGAAAAAUUGCAUUGGCAAAGAUUUAUCAAAAAUUCCUAUGCCUGUCAACUUCUCAGAGCCACUUAGUAUGCUUCAGCGGCUGACAGAAGACUAUGAAUAUGCAGAUAUUUUGGACAGGGCAGCAGAAUGUACAGAUAGCUACGAGCAAAUGGCUUAUGUGGCUGCAUUUACUAUAUCCAGUUAUUCCACAACUGCCAUUAGAACUGGCAAACCUUUUAAUCCAUUAUUAGGCGAAACGUAUGAAUGCGAUAGAAUCGAUGAUUUAGGAUGGAGAGCAAUUUCAGAACAGGUAUCUCAUCAUCCUCCUAUGUUGGCGCAACAUUGCGAAGGCCGAAAAUGGCGUUGCUGGCAAGAGUUCACCAUGGCGUCCAAAUUCCGUGGAAAAUACCUUCAAGUAAUACCAUUGGGAACUGCUCACCUCGAGAUGGAAGGGGGUAUGCAACAUUACACGUGGCGGAAAGUCACGACCACUGUACACAAUAUUAUAGUAGGGAAAUUAUGGGUUGAUCAAAGCGGUGAUACAGACAUAAUCAAUCACAAAGAAGGUAUCAAGUGCCAUUUGAAGUACACACCAUACUCGUACUUUUCGCGGGAUAGUCAACGUAAGGUGAAGGGAGUAGUUAUGAAUUCGAAUAACGAAGUCAAGUGGGUAGUACAAGGCACAUGGGAUUCGAAGAUAGAAAUUGCACCUGUAAUUAGUACGUCUGGCACAACAGACAAUCCAGUUUAUAAAACAGGGCCUUACAUACUCGCUUGGAAGAGGCGUAUGCCAUCCGAAGACUGCGAAAAGUAUUACAACUUCACGGAAUUAGCUUGCCAACUGAACGAGCCCGAGGAGGGUAUAGCUCCAACAGAUUCCCGAUUUAGGCCUGAUCAGAGGUUGAUGGAAAUCGGCCAAUGGGACGAGGCAAAUGCAGAGAAACUUCGAUUAGAAGAGAAACAGAGGGCCGUCCGGCGUGCUCGGGAACACGAUGCUGAGAAAGCAGCUGCUCAAGGUUUACCGUACGAAACGUAUGUACCGUUGUGGUUUAAGAAAGAGCAGGAUCCUUAUACAGACAGUCUGUGCUACGUAUACGGUGGCGAGUACUGGGAAUGUAAAAGUAAAGGUGACUGGUCACGAUGUCCACAUAUAUUUUAGCUUAUUAUAUAAUUCUAUCAAUUAAUAAUGAUGUGACCGCUAAUAUACAGUAUGGAAAAUGUUUGGAUUUGUUUAAAGUGCGAAAUAGUCGAUAUAUUAGAGAUCACUUUCCGUGGUGGAGACUAUUGCUUUUAAGAAAUGCUGACACGACAAUGGGGUUGUUAGAGAUCAUGAUGUAGUUGUAACUUCUUCCAAUGAACUGGACAAAACGUCGGCAUAUUUUGACACAUUAAGACGAGUGUUUUGUAGUUUAUCAUUGCCUCCACAUUCUGACCCCUGCUCCACCCCGUUGUUCUACGCGUCCUUCUGUCUAUAUUGUCACUACAUCCCUCUCAUUAACACCUACUUUUUCUAAACAACCUGUAGAUUGAUGCAUUGAAUCCGUACGGCCCAAUUAAUGCUUUUGCAUACAACUUUUGUAUAGACACUGAGAAAAUUUUCUGUAUUCGCCACUAGGUCGGACACGUAAUAUACAUAAACGAUACAUUCGCAAAAUGAUCCAGAUACUAUUAAUAAGCGAUAAUAAGUUACAAGAGAUUUUGUUACUUCGGUUCCAAACUGAAAUAGCAAUAAGAUUGAUGAUGAUUUUUUAUAACGAAAGCAUCGGUGUGGUGAGUGAAGCCACAAUUACAACUGGGAGUUGGAAUCAUACACGAGAAUCCACUUAAGUGCUAACUGCAGUAUUCGCGAUUUGUUCUAAAUGAGUCUAGAUAUGUAAUCGAUUUGUUUUUUUUUUGUUUUUUUUUUUAUUAGAAACCGAAGAACUGACUGUAAGUUCUAACGAGAUCGAUCGUAAAUACCGAACUUCAGAAAAUAUAAUGAAUUUUCUGACGGAAUGGUUCUUGCGCAUCUAUCGCGGGGAGUACUUACGUAGACUAUAAACAUGUAUUUUCGAUGCUCGAUGCGAUGCCAGUGUUAAUUUCAGCGAAUUGAUAAGCAUAGAGAAACAAAUUUUCAUAGUACCGCUGAGUAUGUAAAACCGGAGGAAACGAGGGAAGCAACCAUGUUUAGUGUGUCUGAAACGCCUUAUUGAAUUAUUUAUGUAAAAGUAGAUACAGUAGGCGAUGCCUUUUUUACAUAUUGGUCAUUUACACGUGCGGCGGUGCGGCCAGACUAUUCACUCGACUGCCACGUCUUAACCUUUGCGAGAAAAUAAAAAAGAAAAUAAUGAUUGGAUAAGAGGCGGCAUUCGUUACACUGAUGGCGACAAUCUGUAACCGCUUUUUCGAAGAAAUGUUCCUGCGGAUAUGAAGUAUUUGUAGCAAUGAGGUGCGAUUGGUGAUUGUAACGUACGACUAUGAUGAGUACGAAGAAAACAAAUACAUAUAUAAUACGGUGAAUGGAUACGCUUCCAAAUUUCUGCAAUGUUUUCCGUGCAGACGUAGACGCUAAAUGUUCCACAAAGAUAGGCUGGUAGCCUAUGCUAGCCUAAUUAACUAAUACACUCCGUCGAACUAAUGUAAUGAAAUAUAUUUGGUAUCAAUGCAACAAGAGCGCAAAGAAAAUUCGAAGUCAACUCCAAGAGCCAACAAAUUGUAAUAAGUUGUCCCAUUCGAAGGAUUCUUGUGACAUAACCGGACAUAAAAAACGCAGGAAUACCUUUUUUUCGAAUACUAUAGUAUGUAGACACGCACACAUCCAUACACAGGUACAGGAUACGCGACCGUGCGCGUAUUACUUGCGUACGUACGUAUAUAUGUAUGUAUGUAUGUAUGUAUGUAUGUAUGUAUGUAUGUCCAUAUAUGUAUAUAUGAUAAUAAAAACCAUUGUAUAUCCCUCUUACAAGCACAUCGUACAAUGGUUCCGUUCAUAGUGUUUGUAUAUUGACAGUUAAUUAUUCCGGUCCGUAGGAGACUAUACUGAACGGAACACCUAGCUUGCAACCAAUGUUUAUGAUGAUUGUUACGAUUAAGUAUUUUGGCUGUAUUAUAAUUUUAAUAGUGGAUAAUAAUCGGAUAUAUCUGUAUACAUAUAAAUACGAAUUAACUAUACAAAAAAUGAAUAAUUUAAAAGAGGAUAAGUUAAGACGGAUAGAAGACGUUUGGAUUAUAUUAGUGCUUGUACAUUAGCUAUUCGUGUGAAACUAUAAAAUACGAAUGCUUCGCUACAAAAAGAGAGAAAGAGAGAGAGAGAGAGAGAGAGAAACGAAAAUAUCUUUGUAGCAUUCACAUAUUUGCCUUUCGGCAUCAUCUCCUAUGUAACACCCGUUGAUCGCACAAAUGGUGCAAUUAUUUAUACGAUAAAUAACCAUAGCCUUUGUUCCAUCGAAUGAAUUGUAUUGAUUUAUUGUAACAAAUUAAAAAUGAACGGUCGUGAACGGGUAACGAUCA
This is a messenger RNA of Megalopta genalis, 5007 nucleotides long. RefSeq names its product oxysterol binding protein (gene Osbp). Gene Ontology annotation, molecular function: sterol binding. Gene Ontology annotation, cellular component: plasma membrane; perinuclear endoplasmic reticulum; cytosol. Lineage: Eukaryota; Metazoa; Arthropoda; Insecta; Hymenoptera; Halictidae. The record is from RefSeq and is a predicted model, not a curated record.